AUUAGAUUUGACAAUGUUUUGUUUUUCCUCUGCAGUGGAGUUGUUGGGCACGCGCUCGGCGUUGGAGUUGGAGAUCCCCAGCUUCUGCCUGUGCGCUUCUGUGCAGCUGCGCAUGCGCGGGGAGCUCCCCGUGCCCACAGACUUGUCGCUUUGAGCCCAGAGCGCGCGCGGGUGGCACACAGAAGCUCCCGGCCAGCCAGCGCGCGACGUUACCAUGAGCCUCCCCACUCCGCCGGCAGAGACUCCACGCGCAGAGAGUGUCCACCUGACGAUAGCAGCGCGAGAGCCACAGACGCACGAUGCCCGGGGGAAAGAGAGGGCUGGUGGCACCGCAAAACACUUUCCUGGAGAAUAUCGUCAGACGCUCGAGUGAGACAAGUUUCUUGCUGGGGAACGCUCAGAUUGUGGACUGGCCUGUAGUUUACAGUAAUGACGGCUUCUGCAAGCUGUCUGGAUACCACAGAGCAGAGGUCAUGCAGAAAAGCAGCACAUGCAGUUUUAUGUAUGGAGAGCUGACAGACAAGAAGACCAUAGAAAAGGUGAAACAGGCCUUUGAUAACUAUGAGUCCAACUGCGUUGAAGUGCUGCUGUACAGAAAGAACAGAACUCCGGUGUGGUUCUACAUGCAGAUUGCACCAAUCCGAAAUGAAAAUGACAAAGUGGUUCUGUUCCUGUGUACAUUUAAGGACAUCACCGUCUUUAAACAGCCUAUUGAAGACGAAAGCACCAGAGGUUGGACCAAGUUUGCACGUUUGACUCGAGCGUUGACAAACAGCAAAUGCACCAUUCAGCAACUCACACCCGUGAACAGAACCGACGUCACUUCGCACAAACAGUCCAGACUCGCAGAGGUGCUUCAACUGGGUUCUGACAUCCUUCCGCAGUAUAAACAGGAAGCCCCUAAGACCCCGCCUCACAUCAUCUUACACUACUGCACCUUUAAGACCACCUGGGACUGGGUCAUCCUCAUCUUGACCUUCUACACUGCCAUCAUGGUUCCUUAUAACGUCUCCUUCAAGACCAAACAGAAUAACGUCACCUGGCUGGUUCUGGACAGCGUUGUGGACGUCAUCUUCCUCGUGGACAUCGUGCUCAACUUCCAUACCACGUUUGUCGGGCCUGGAGGGGAGGUGAUCUCGGAUCCGAAGCUGAUCAGGAUGAAUUACCUGAAGACCUGGUUCGUCAUAGACCUGCUGUCCUGUCUGCCCUAUGACAUCAUCAAUGCUUUUGAAAACGUGGAUGAGGGCAUCAGCAGCUUGUUCAGUUCUCUGAAGGUAGUUCGACUGCUUCGAUUGGGUCGUGUUGCGCGUAAACUGGACCACUAUCUGGAGUAUGGCGCAGCUGUGCUAGUUUUACUGGUCUGUGUGUUUGGAUUGGUGGCCCACUGGCUUGCCUGCAUAUGGUACAGCAUUGGAGAUUAUGAGGUCAUUGACGAACAAACCAACUCCAUUAAGACUGACAGCUGGCUCUACCAAUUAGCCAUCAACAUUGGGUCCCCGUACCGGUACAAUGCCAGUGGGACUGGCCAAUGGGAGGGCGGUCCUGGUAAAGAUUCUCUGUAUAUAACAUCACUAUAUUUCACAAUGACCAGCCUGACCACCAUUGGCUUUGGAAACAUUGCGCCAGCCACAGACGGAGAGAAGAUCUUCUCUGUGGCCAUGAUGAUGGUCGGAUCUCUCCUUUACGCCACCAUCUUCGGUAAUGUGACAACCAUUUUCCAGCAGAUGUAUGCAAACACCAACCGUUACCACGAAAUGCUGAAUAACGUGCGGGAUUUCCUCAAGCUCUACCAGGUGCCCAAAGGCCUCAGUGAGAGAGUGAUGGACUACAUCGUCUCCACGUGGUCCAUGUCCAAAGGCAUCGACACAGAGAAGGUGCUCUCCAUCUGCCCUAAGGACAUGCGGGCUGAUAUCUGCGUGCACCUGAACAGGAAUGUGUUCAACGAGCACCCUGCCUUCCGAUUGGCCAGUGACGGGUGUUUGCGCUCAUUGGCUGUGGAGUUCCAAAUGAUACACUCCGCCCCCGGUGACCUCAUCUUCCAUGCGGGUGAAAGCGUGGACCUGCUCUGCUUUGUGGUGUCAGGAUCACUGGAGGUCAUCCAGGAUGAUGAGGUCAUCGCUAUACUGGGUAAAGGGGACGUGUUUGGUGAUGUGUUUUGGAAGGAGACAACUUUGGCCCACUCAUGCGCUAACGUUCGAGCGUUAACAUACUGUGAUCUUCACAUCAUAAAGAGAGAAGCCCUGUUGAAGGUGUUAGACUUUUACACAGCGUUUGCCAACUCCUUCUCCCGGAACCUCAUUCUCACCUGCAACCUGCGCAAACGGUUUAUAUUCCGUAAAAUCAUCGAUGUGAAGAAGGAGGAAGAGGAGAGGCAGCGCUCAAAGAAUGAGGUCCCACUCACCAUUCCGGUGGACCACCCGGUCCGAAAACUUUUCCAGAAGUUCAAACAGCAGAAGGAGCUCCGUAACCAGGGUGCUUCAGCCCAGCUCGACCUGGAGAAGAAUCAACAUCAUCUACAGCAGCCCGCACGCAUGCCAAAACCACACGCCUCCCUCAUGCAGAACUCGCUGCACGCGGUUCAGAACGGAUCAACAAGCAGCUUGGUCACCAUCUCCCAGAUCACACCCAUCCAGAACUGUCUGGCCUAUUCUAAACUGGGCGACUCCAUCAAGCAGAACAACCGCGACAUCAUGGAACUCAAACCUGCUGUGGCCAGCGGUGACCAAGUCGCAAACCGACUCAAAGUGAAUAACACAGCGCGGACCAAGCCCGCAGGAACCGCUCGUGGCUGGAUGAGACUGAAAAACAACAUGGCUGCCCCAGGUUCAUCUCCAGAGGAGGAGAGGAAAGAGGGAUUAAACAAUGCAGCUAAGGCCGUUUCCAUGGAGCACCUUUCACCAGAAGUCAAAGUUCAGAUAGAGAGUGUUGAGGUGGUUGGAGAAUCCAGGAAGAAUUCGCUCCGCAAAACGGACUCUUGGGAUAGCGGCCUGACCUACAGUGACCAGAGACUGGAUCGGGUUUCAGAACCACAGAGCCCUGUACCUGGACUUGGUGGAGGAGAAGGACCAGCCCGCCAUUUUUUCCCCAGUAGCGAGAGCUCAUUCCUGGCCUCGCUGCAGGAGGCCAGGGUGGAGCUGCGGACUGAGAUCCAGGCUCUGAACGGAAGGAUGGUGACUUUAGAAGAACGGAUUGGACAAAUUCUCAGGCUGCUUUUAGAGACUUCAACGGCCCCAUCUAGUGAAGACUCAAAUUUGAAAACACAUAGACCCAAACUCAAAGCACAGGGCAGCAUCCCAGAGACCACUCUCGGUAGACCUGAUUCUGAAAAGGAUGAGGGAUCGCCAUAAGAAAUUUGCAUUCAAUAAGCAUUUGAGAUGAAGCAUUUGUAGUAGUAUCACUGUUUUGGUGCAUCCACAUCUGGGUUCUAUACCUGCAGCUCAUAUGAGGAACGUCCA
Molecule: messenger RNA, 3455 nt
Organism: Rhinichthys klamathensis goyatoka
Lineage: Eukaryota; Metazoa; Chordata; Actinopteri; Cypriniformes; Leuciscidae
Gene: kcnh5b
Product: potassium voltage-gated channel, subfamily H (eag-related), member 5b
Exons: 11
Coding region: 300-3347 (1015 amino acids)
Biological process (GO): potassium ion transmembrane transport; regulation of membrane potential
Cellular component (GO): membrane
Molecular function (GO): voltage-gated potassium channel activity
Source: RefSeq, a predicted model, not a curated record